AUGGCUCCCAGCUGGACCCGAUUGAUCCGCUUCAUCGCCGAGGAAGAUGGCCUCACGCACCUGGGCGAGGUCGUAGGCGACGCCGACGUCGGACUAGCCCACCACGCCGGGCAAAAGAUCCAAGCAAAGCUCAUCACCGGCAGCGCAUUCGACGGCGUCGUCACGUCCAAGACUCUGACGGUGGCGCGUCUGCUAUGUCCCCUUGACCGGUCCGAGGUGCCCCUCAUCCGGUGCCUGGGACUCAACUACCACGACCACGCCAAGGAGGCCAACAUGCCGGUGCCUGAGCAUCCGGUGCUGUUCAUCAAGCCGCGCACCGCCCUGGCCGGCCCGCACCCUGCCAAGAUCUCAAUCCCAAAAUUUGUCCAGGACGGGAGCAGCGACUAUGAGGCCGAGUUGACGCUCGUCAUUGCAAAGGAUGGCCGCGACAUCCAGGAGAGCGAGGCCAUGGACUACGUGCUGGGAUACACAGUUGGUAACGAUGUCAGCGCGAGGACGGAGCAGUUCAGGAACAGCCAGUGGUGCUUCUCCAAAGGUCUCGACAACUCGGCCCCCAUUGGGCCUGUCCUUGUUUCACCUUCUGUCAUCAAGGAUCCUCAGGGGCUGGCUAUCAAGGCCACCCUUGGAGACAUGACUGUCCAGGACUCCCACACAAGCGAGAUGAUCUUCUCCAUCCCCAAGACGCUCGCAUUCUUGUCGCAGGGAACCACUCUCGAGCGCGGAACCGUCAUCAUGCUGGGCACGCCGCCCGGUGUUGGAGCUAUGAGGAACCCCAAGGUGUGCCUUAAGCACGGUGAUGAUAUGCGUGUCUAUAUUGACAAGAUUGGAACUUUAAUCAACGAGGUGUACUACGAGUAA
Molecule: messenger RNA, 858 nt
Organism: Pyricularia pennisetigena
Lineage: Eukaryota; Fungi; Ascomycota; Sordariomycetes; Magnaporthales; Pyriculariaceae
Exons: 4
Coding region: 1-858 (285 amino acids)
Molecular function (GO): catalytic activity
Source: RefSeq, a predicted model, not a curated record